Molecule: messenger RNA, 3503 nt
Organism: Nymphaea colorata (pocket water lily)
Lineage: Eukaryota; Viridiplantae; Streptophyta; Magnoliopsida; Nymphaeales; Nymphaeaceae
Product: phototropin-1
Exons: 24
Coding region: 193-3363 (1056 amino acids)
Biological process (GO): protein phosphorylation
Cellular component (GO): nucleus; plasma membrane; cytoplasm
Molecular function (GO): ATP binding; protein serine/threonine kinase activity
Source: RefSeq, a predicted model, not a curated record
CUUGUCCCUCGCAAUCCAUUUAUAAUUUUCUUGGCUUCGCAUCGUCUCUGCAGAGAAAUCCUUCGUCUACGCCGUCGGCAUUCUUUCUGAAGAACCAGAGAGAGCCUCCGCGGGGGAGGAGCGGCAGACUGAAGCAAGAAAGAGAGGGAGAAAGAAAGACAGAAUCCUUCUCCAUCGAACUUCGCUCGAUCAAUGGAGCCGUCAGAUCUUGACGCCUCGCCGGCGGGCCGGCAGGCCGAACAGUCGACAGCCGUGUUCGGUUACGAGCCCACCUCGCAUAUGAAGAACCUCCCUCGCGACGCUCGCGGCUCGCUCGAGGUGUUCAACCCGUCGUCCUUCUCCCGACCCACCUCAUCUCCGGUGCAGACCACCUACCAGCCGAGAUGGUCUCCCCAGGCCUCGUGGUCCCUCAAAGAAGACGAAAAGCUUGCGGAGCCGCCGGCGAAGGAGGAGCCCGGCGGGUGGUUGGCCAUCAAAGAGGAGAAGCUGCCAGUGAAGCAGGUGCCCGGUGCGCCGAUAGUCAUCAAGGAGGAGAACCAGAACCGCAGCGCCGCCGGUGGCGAAGGUGGGCAGAAGGCGAAGGCGGCAACGGAAGAAUGGAAGACGGGAUCGGUGGUGAACACGGAGGAGCUGGACAAGCUGUGGCAGAAGGAGAAGGCGUCGCCAGAGGCGGGGAUGGCGAAGAGGGUGGCGGAGUGGGGGCUGGUUUUGAAGACGGACGACGAGACGGGGAAGCCGCAGGGGGUGGCGGUGAGGAAGUCGGGGGAGGAGGGGAGGCCCGCAUCGUCGUCGUCACAGAGGAACUCGGCGACCUCGGCGAGGACCUCCGGGGAGGAGUCGGACGGAGGAGGGAAGGAGAAGGGGCUGCCGAGGGUGUCGAGGGACCUCAAGGACGCACUCUCAGCGUUCCAGCAGACGUUCGUCGUCUCGGACGCCACGAAGCCGGACUACCCCAUCCUCUACGCCAGCGCCGGCUUCUUCAAGAUGACGGGCUACACUUCCAAUGAAGUCGUCGGCCGCAACUGUCGCUUCCUCCAAGGAGCAGGAACAGAUCCAGAAGAUGUUGCAAAGAUCAGAACUGCACUCCAAACAGGAACGAGUUACUGCGGCCGCCUGCUCAACUACAAGAAGGAUGGCACUCCCUUCUGGAAUCUCCUCACCAUUUCACCAAUCAAGGACGAGACAGGGAAGAUCCUCAAGUUCAUAGGCAUGCAAGUGGAGGUCAGCAAGCACACAGAAGGAACCAAGGAGAAGAUGAUGAGACCUAAUGGGCUGCCGGAAUCGUUGAUUCGAUACGAUGCUCGACAGAAGGAGCUCGCGGAGAGCUCCGUCACCGAGCUCGUACUGGCGGUGAAGGAUCCAGACUCCGUGCCCAUGCCGAAGGAGAAGCCGGCGUUCAGGAGGAGGUCGGAGGGCAGCACCGGGGAGGAGGUGAAGAGGACGGGCGCAGGGCGCAGGUUCUCGGAGACCAUUCCUCCCAAGGAGAAGCGGAAUUCCGGCUCCGGCGGCGCGAAGCCGUCUGUCAUGGAGAGCAUCAGUGAAGUGCCUGAGGCCAAGAAGCGGCCCAGGAAGUCGGGGCUGCGCUCCUUCAUCCGGCUUAAGCGGAAAAGCCAGGCUCGCGCAGAGGAACAAGUUCCAGAUCCGGCGGAAGCUGCUCUGGCUCCCCGGAGCGACAACUCGAGCGAGGCAAGUGAUGAGGAGAGAGAUGCAAGCAGCAUAGAUGACAAAGUGAGGAAGAAGGAGAUGAGGCGGGGUAUGGACUUAGCCACCACCCUCGAACGUAUAGAGAAGAACUUUGUGAUCACUGAUCCCAGACUUCCGGACAAUCCAAUUAUUUUUGCCUCAGACAGUUUCCUGGAGCUAACAGAGUACACCCGUGAAGAGAUCUUAGGUAAAAACUGCAGGUUUCUGCAGGGACCUGAAACUGAUCCUGCCACUGUUAAAAAAAUAAGACAUGCAAUUGACACUGAAACAAGUGUUACUGUUCAACUAUUAAACUACACUAAGACCGGGAAGAAGUUCUGGAAUCUAUUUCAUCUACAACCAAUGAGAGACCAUAAGGGGGAGGUGCAGUAUUUCAUUGGAGUGCAACUUGAUGGUAGUGAACAUGUUGAGCCACUUCAAAAUGGUCUUCCAGUAGAAAGAGCAAAAGAGGGUGAACAACAGGUGAAACAAACUGCGGAGAAUGUAGAUGAGGCUGUGCGAGAGCUUCCAGAUGCUAAUACGAAACUAGAAGAUCUCUGGACUGUUCACUCUAAAGUGGUGGCCCCCAAGCCUCAUAGAAAGGGAAACCCAUCUUGGAGAGCUAUCCAAAAGGUUUUGGAAAGUGGUGAGCAAAUAGGCUUGAAACACUUCAGACCAGUGAAGCCCUUGGGCUCUGGAGACACGGGAAGUGUCCAUCUCGUGGAGUUGUGUGGAACAGGAGAACAGUUCGCUAUGAAAGCUAUGGAUAAAAAUGUUAUGCUUAACCGCAACAAGGUACACAGGGCUUGUGCAGAAAGAGAAAUACUUGAGAUGCUGGACCACCCUUUUCUUCCUGCAUUAUAUGCUUCGUUUCAGACCAAGACUCAUGUUUGUCUUAUUACUGAUUAUUACCCUGGAGGAGAACUAUUUAUGCUGUUGGACCAACAACCCAUGAAGGUCCUCCAGGAAGAUGCUGUAAGAUUCUAUGCUGCUGAAGUUGUUGUUGCAUUGGAAUACCUCCACUGUCAAGGUAUAAUAUAUAGGGAUCUAAAACCCGAAAAUAUCCUAAUUCAAAGUGAUGGCCACAUAUCUCUGACUGAUUUUGACCUAUCAUGCAUGACAACUUGCAAGCCCCAGCUUUUAAUGCCUCCACCUCCUGAAAAGAAGAAACAAUAUAAAGCCCCAAUGCAUCCCAUUUUCAUGGCCGAACCUGUGAGGUCAUCAAAUUCUUUUGUUGGAACUGAAGAAUACAUUGCACCGGAAAUUAUAACUGGAGCUGGACAUACUAGCGCAGUUGACUGGUGGGCUCUCGGCAUUCUUUUGUAUGAGAUGUUCUAUGGAUACACACCGUUCAGGGGGAAGACAAGGCAAAAGACAUUUACUAAUGUUCUUCAAAAGGAUCUUAAGUUCCCUGCUAGUAUUCAGGUAAGCCUCACAGCCAGGCAGUUAAUGUACAGUUUGCUCAGUCGAGACCCCAAACAGAGAUUGGGUGCACGUGAAGGGGCUAAUGAAAUUAAGCAACACCCGUUCUUCCGUGGUGUCAAUUGGGCUCUUGUGAGAACCAUGAAACCUCCUAAACUUGAUGCACCGGCCCAAGGAGCAGAUGCUGAAAAACAAACAGAAGCUCCAAACUCAAAAGAGAGCGAAGCAAUGCUGGAUCUCCAAACAAAUGUCUUCUGAAAGGUUGGAGUUGGACUGGCUGUUGCUUCCAAGGCAAAAUGAUGAAUCUUGAAAUCAAGCCAUCUGUACCCAUGGACUGGUAUUGGUACUCUGUGUUCAUAUGUUCAAAUGGUGAUGGUGUUCUUGUGUUUUAUUCUUCA